AAGCCUCCUUCCCCUUUAAGUAGAAAUCGCAGUGGCCUUGACGUCAGAUCAGCGGACUGGGGAGAAAGAGGUGUUUGCGAGUUCUCUGCCAGACAGACAGUCAGACAGUCUUUCUUUCUGGAGCAAAGUCCUUGUGAUUGUUAAGCUUUGAGAUUAUCGUCCCGAGUGAAACAAACAAACCAAAAUGACUCUGGAAGGAGGAAUGAAAUGCGUCAAGUACUUAAUGUUCGUUUUUAACUUCUUGUUUUGGAUCUCGGGUAUUGCACUCAUUGUGGUUGGGAUUCUGGUCCAGACCAAGGUGAAUGGCACGCUACACAUCACCAGUGUCGCUGCCUCUGGAGCUCCCAUUGUCAUCAUUAUAGUUGGCGUGAUCAUCAACUUUGUUGCCUUCUUUGGUUGCUGCGGUGCCUGGAAUGAGAACUACUGCAUGGUGGCCACGUUUUCAGUUCUUCUUGUUCUCAUCUUUCUUGUGGAGAUUGCUGCUGCUAUUGCCGGUUACGUUUUCAAGGAUGAAAUUCGAGAUGCCUUUGAGAAGAAAUUUAAUGAAACCAUGAUCAACUACAACCAGACAGCGAAUGCUGUCAACAUUGACAACUUGCAGAAACAGUUCAAAUGCUGUGGUGCUGCCGGAUAUAAAGAUUGGUUUGCUCAAAUGCCCGGCAGGGUACCGGAUUCUUGCUGCAAGAAUAUCACGCUAAAUUGUGGCCGCACCCCGACUGCUGCUGUCAUAAAUGAACGGGGUUGUGCGGCGCUGAUCAAAGAAUGGCUGAAAAACAACAUUGUAAUUGUGGCUGGUGUGGCUCUUGGGAUUGCCAUAUUCCAGAUCCUUGGGAUUGUCUUUGCUUGCGUUCUGAUGAAGGGCAUUAAAAGUGGCUACGAAGUUAUGUAAUCUUCACCUCGACUGCCAAUGUUCAUUGGAUACUUUGUAUUUUUUUUGCCACAGCUGUGAGCGUGAUCAGAAUAUUCUUUGGUUAAAAGAAAA
This is a messenger RNA of Leucoraja erinaceus (little skate), 982 nucleotides long. It is a transcript of the gene cd63, whose product is annotated as CD63 molecule. The transcript is spliced from 8 exons. The coding region runs from base 185 to 889 and encodes 234 amino acids. The record is from RefSeq and is a predicted model, not a curated record. Lineage: Eukaryota; Metazoa; Chordata; Chondrichthyes; Rajiformes; Rajidae. Gene Ontology annotation, cellular component: membrane.